AAGCUAGAAAAGCAAUACAAAAUAAAUACAGAGACUUACUUGCAACACAAUUAGAAACAAAAGGUCAAAUGAUAAUUGAAAAAAAUAUUGAAAUGCAAUUAUCAAAAAAUCAGUUACAAAUAAAAACUAAACUACCACCUCCAAGACUAGAAUUACCCAAAACAGGGUAUAGAGAAGAAUAUCAAUAUCCUGGACCUCCAAGAUCGCCACCAAAAUCACCAACAGAAUCUGAUAAAUCAUCAAUUGAUAGCGAUGCUUCUAAAAGAAAAAGAAGGUGGAUGCCAUCAAUAACUGGAAGAUUAAGACCUUUAUCUCCCACAGGAGGAUGGAAACAAGUGUUUGGAGAAUCAGGAUCCUCAAAACAACAUACCCAUAGCCCCAAAAAACUAUCAAGCUUAAGAAACACUGUAGACCUUACAAAUAAUCCUGAUAUAGUAUUACUAAUAUCAAUUCAAAAUAAUCAGCAAAUAAGAAAUCCAAAAUAA
Messenger RNA from Dentiscutata heterogama, 485 nucleotides. The record is from the annotation of a GenBank genome assembly. Lineage: Eukaryota; Fungi; Glomeromycota; Glomeromycetes; Diversisporales; Gigasporaceae.